CAUCCCGUCCCGUCCCGUCCCGUCCGGUCCCGUCCCGUCCGUGGGCCGCGAUGCCGCGCUGGGGUCGUCCGCAGCGGGACGAAAAGUCCCAGCUGCAGGAGCUGAACGUGCGCCUGCAGGACUACGUGUGCCGCGUGCGGCAGCUGGAGGCGGAGAACGAGCAGCUGGCGGGGGAGCUGGCGGCCCGGCGCGGGCGGGAGGCGGAGCGGGCGGCCGUCGAGGCGGCGGCGGAGGCGGAGGCGGAGGCGGAGGCGUCCGAGCUGCGGCGGCGCCUGGAGCACCUGGGCCGGGAGCAGCGGCGGGCGGAGGCCGGGCGGGCCGGCCUGGCACGGGAGCUGCGGGACCUGCGGCUGCGGGCCGACGAGGUGCGGGAGGCGCGGGGCCGCCUGGACGCCCAGCUGGGCGAGCAGCUGGUCCGCCUGCAGGAGGAGCGGGCCGCCCGUCCGGAGCUGGAGGCGCGGCUCCGGCGGCUGCGGGAGGGCCGGAGGCUCCUGCUGGCCGGCCGCCGGGACCGGCUGCGGGAGCUCGAGGAGCUGCGGGACCGGCCCCUCGCCGUCCGCCCCGUCCGGCCCGUCCGGCCCGUCCGGCCGCCGCCCCCGCCCGCGCUGCGGGAGCUCCGGGCCGCCUGCGCCCUGCUGGCCCACGGCGCUCGGGAGGACACCGUCCGGAGGUCCCGGGGGCGGCUGCGGGAGCUGGAGGAGGCCGCCCGGCUGGGGCGGGAAGGCCGGCUGCGGGCCGAGGAGGAGCAGCGGCGGAGCCUGCGGGAGCUCGACGCGCUGCAGCGCCAGGCCCGGGACCUCGACCUGCUGCGCCAAGCGCUGGAAGAACAGCUCCUCCAAAGGCGGGACCGCUACGGCCUGGAGAUCGGACAGCUCCAGGAAGUAAUCGACCUUCUGGAGGAUGAAAAGGAGACCUUGACCAGGACCAUCACAGAUCGGCUGAAGGACUACCAAGAAUUAGUGCAGGUGAAGAUGGGCCUGAGCCUUGAAGUUGCAACAUACCGAGCCUUACUGGAAGGAGAGAGCAACCCGGAGAUACUAAUAUGGACCGAACACAUUCAAAAUGUACCCCAAGAUUUCAGAAACAGAUCUUAUGAUUACACAAAGUGGGUAUUACAAAAAGAAAAUGAAAGAAACAUACUUCCAGGACAGAAAAUACCUUCUGCAAAUAUAAAUAGAUCAGCGCUGUAUUCAGCUCAAUCAGCAUAUUUUGGACCACAGAAUACAUCAACAAGAGGAGUUUUAGGAAAAGAUUUGCCUGAUUCAGGAGGUUCUUCUUCAGCCACUAUCAAACAGGAAAGUUCAACUUCAGAAGAUCACACAGUUUUCAGAACAUUUUCUCCAACCUAUGAUCUCCUGAAAAAAACUGAAUCUCAGCUCAGAUCAUUUUCUGAACAACAGAGGACAGACGGUACAAAUAUUGAGAGCUUAAAUUUAGCCAGGGAGUUAACUCUCAAAGCAAACCGAGAAUCCAGAGAUGAUGCGAGGGUUCAGGUUUCUGAUAAUUCUCAUUCAAAAAUGCUUCCUACUCAAUUUCCAACUUCUGAACGACAUCUUAAAUGCAUUGAUGAAAUGCAUUUGGCAGGAAAAGAGGAGCCAAAGGAGCCAAAGUCAAUUAAAAUGGAAAGGAAGAUUUUGUUAGAAGAAAAAUAUGACCAGGACAUUCCAUCCAAGAAAGAAAACAUAAGAAAAGCAGAUAAAGCCAGAGACGAAAGAAGUGUUGUUUUAGGAAAAAAUACUGAUGAUAAAUCAUCAACAGAGUACAAAAAACCCGUAAUAGAAACAACUAUAAAAGAUAAAGCAAUCCAAGAUGAGAAAAGAUUUGCAUCAAAAGAAAAGCCUUCAGAGGAGAGAACCUUAAGAUGGGAGGAAUUGACUAAACUAGAUAAAGAAACAAGAGAAAGAGAAACUAUGCAGAGGAAAGAAAAGAGUAAAGAAAGUGAAUCUACUAAAGAGAAAUGUGGGACAUAUGGAGAAAACAUAGAAAUAGAAGUACCCAGAAGCUUUGAAGGGAAGAUGCAUGAAAAAGUGUCAGAAGAAAGUGAAACAGAGUUAUCACUGCAAAAAUCACCAACAUCUCAAAGAAAGUACAAUGAUCUUGGCACUAACAAGAUUUCAGCUUAUUUUGAAUCCAGUGCUGGUGAGAAAGAUCUGGAAUUCAAGGAGGAAACCAGAGACUCCAGCACCUCCAAAAUGGAUUCCUCAGUGACAGAAACCAUAGCAGAAAAUAUUGUUGCCAGUGUUCUUCAGAGGUUUGUACAGCCUUCUGACUCAACUUCAGCAGGAACAUCUCCAGAUACAAAAGUUACUUAUGUGGAAAGGAAGGAGCUUCCUGGUAAAGGCAAGGCAAAGACUGAGAUUAUUGUGGAAUCUAAGGUGCUUGAAGAUAUAGAUGUUUCCGAUGAAGACAGCCUAGAGCAUCUUCUAAGCAAAGAUAUUAAGGAACUUGAUAUUCAAGGGAAGUCAACAGAAACAAUGAUAGAAGAGAUAAUGAGUCUGGGCCUAAAAGGGAAAGAAGGGAGGGGUAAAAUAGUUAAUGUUGAAAUUGUUGAGGAACCCCUUGGAUAUGUCUCUGAUGAGAAGACUGAGCUUUUAACACCCUUUGAAGUAGAGGAAGUGGAUGAUUUUUCUCCAGGUAUUGAAAGACAUUAUGACGUUGAAGAAGGUGAUGAAGAAGCAGGUAUCUUUUGGGCUAGUAAGUUGAAAAAGACUACCCCGGAACAUCAGAACCUAACACAUGUUGAAGAGGUAACUGAGCCAGGCGACUCCGAGAGUGAACAGAGAUAUUUUGUGUCUACUCCAGAAGAAUACCCUUUGACUCGCGAGAGAGAUGAAGGCUCAGUUUAUGGGCAGAUUCACAUAGAAGAAGAGUCAACCAUCAAAUAUUCUUGGCAAGAUGAAUUUUCCCAAAGUGCACAGAGUAGGAGAAAGAAAGACAGAUUUCCUGGAGAGGAAAUUAUAAGCUCAUCAGAUAUUACCUAUGCAAGGUCAGAGGAAGGCAUAGGCUCAUAUCACUCAAAAGAGGAAGACCUGAAAGGUGAUUCAGUACGGGCCGAGUCCAUUGUCAUUGAAAAGGAAAUUAAAAUAUCCCCUGAGUUCCAGACAUCAAUAAAGGGACUCCUCAGCAAAGACCCCAAACAUCAGUUGGUGGAAGCAAUAGAGAAGCUAGAAGGGAGCCUGCCAGAAAGCAUAAGAGAGGAGCUGUCUGUCCUGACCAAGGAGAGGCAAGGGGACAUUGCAGUUGACAUCAAAAAGGUUGAACAAACCACCGAAGGCAGUUCGGUAACAAUUGUAGCUGAAGUAAAUCUGUCUCAAAUCGUGGAUGCUGACCAGCUCAAUAUUGAACAGCUCAGGAAAGAUGAAGUAAGAGAAUCAGAGAAAACAUUACUCUCCACAGAUACUUUUGGGGCACACCAUAGCCGGGAAUCUGAAAGCUUUGAUCAUCAAGAUGGUCAUGACAGUUACAGCUUUAGUAGUAAACCCAGGCGCUGGGAUAGCCGAGAAAUUUUCAGCUCCUCUAGAGAGGAAGGAGAUGGUGGCGCAGAACAUUACAUCACUGAAAAAGUUGCCUGCCGGGGUCCAGUUUCUGCAACGGUGGAAGUUAGCAGCCCAAGAGGUUUUGAACAAAUCCAGGUGUUGGAAGAUGUAAACCAGUCUGUCAAGCACAUACAAAUAGGCCCCACUGAAAUUCAGAGGCCAGAGCGUAUCCUCUAUGGAGGGGCUGAGGUAAGUGGGGAAGGAGGAGGCCUCAGUCAGACAGAGGGCUCAGUUAGUAUGGGAAGGUCCCUGAGGCAUUUUCAGCUGGGUCCUAAUACAAGCCAAAUGGCCAAAGAGAUCAUUUUCAGAGGGCCUGCUUCUGCAGUCCAGGAAGUGGGUGGCAGUGAAGACCUGGGACAGGGAGAGAGUUCCAAAAGGCACAUCACACUGGGGUCCAAACAGCUUCCUGCCAACAGAGAAAUCAUUGUUCAUGAGUCCAUUUCUGAGUCUGGGCAAGAGGAAGACUAUUCUCAGGGUGAAGGGUCAGUUAACACCCAGACCUCCGGAAGAUAUUUUAAGCUAGACCCUAAAGAAACAUAUUCAGAGCAAGUCAUUUUCAGGGGCCCUCUUUCCAAUGUAAAGGAAUUCAGUGUCAGAGGAAACACCUCUUCCACAGAAGGGUCACUGAAUAGCGAUACAGCAAUCAGACACAUCAAAGUUGGGUCUCGAGAAUUUCAGACUGAACAAAUCAUUUUCCAUGGGCCUGUUUCUCAUCAUGUGGAGUUUAGUGACUCCGGAAACACUUUUCAACCAGAGGGCUCAUCAGACACAAAUAGGUGCAUUCAGAGAGGCGGGCCUAAUCAGAAAGCGUUUACCCCAAAUGAGCAAAUUGUCUACCAGGGGGCCAUUUCUGAAUCUACUUGGAAGAGGCAUGCAGGGGAUAUGCCAGAAACAGGAGAAGCAACAGAUGGUAGCAGAUCCAUCAGGCACAUUAAGUUAAGCCCCACAGAAACCCGAAGCACUGAACAAAUUGUCUUCUGUGGACCUAUUUCUAAGGCUUCUCCAUCUGGUGGCUCAGAUGAUGUGUCUGAGCCAGAAGGGGUAACAGAUAGCCACAGAUCUAUCAGGAACAUUAAACUGGGGUCCAAAGAAACUUCAUUUACCUUUCAGAUGGAUGUAUCUGACAUGGAGAUGCCAUCCACCACUACUAGAAGUAUGCAGGAAGCUACCAUCAUCCUUCCUCAAAGGAAGGAAAUGAAUGUGCUCAUUGGAUCGGAUGAUUGGAAAGGCAUUGAAAGUCAGUCGGGAGUAGAAGAAGGUGUGGGGUUUAACGAGUCUAUUGGAAAAAAAUGGGCUUCAGGGGAAGGUGUUGUGGAGAAGUCUUCGUUUGAAAAAACCGUGGAGCUGCAAAGAAUGGUAGACCAAAGGUCAGUGAUUUCGGAUGAAAAGAAAAUUGCUGUCCUCUACCUAGACAAGGAACAGGAGGAGGAGGAGGAUGAUAAUGAUGGACGUUGGUUUUGAAAAGAAAAAAAGACAACAUUUUAAUCACAUCCUGCAUAGCCGCUUUUCAGUCAUUAUGACUCUGCUUCUUAUCAUUUGGGUAGAUGAUUGCUAGUUCUAAACUGUUAUAGCCUCUCUUUUUCUUGCUUAAGCUGCUUCAGAAGGAGAGUUCCAGCAAAGUGAAGGGACUUCACAGGUCCCUCUCUUUAAGCACUAGAUUACUUCAGUCUUUGGGAUUUUUUUACAGUUUGAUCUUCAUUUUGUGAAUGGAAUUUAACAAAUGACUCUCAUCUUCAAGUUGGUGUCAGUGUUUGGAAACUGGUUUUUCUCAGUUUUCCUCCUGAUCCUACAAAUGCCAUAAUUUUUACUAACUUUGAAAGCUUUUAUAAUAAUUUAAAUAAUCCAUAAUAACUAUAGUUAGAUUUAAAAAUAAUUCCAUUUGCAAGAGGUAGUAUUAAGUGACACACACUAAAGUUAAACAGUCACAUCCAAAUUAUUGGAGAACCAAAUUAUAUAAGAAUAUUGAAGCUAUUUUCAAGUUUCUUACACUCAUAACUAUCAUAUAAAAGAUUAACUCUUAACAUUUCAGAUUUUUCAGGAGAAAGUUUAGUAUCCUGAAAACAGGCUUGAAAUAGAUUUGUGUCUUUAAAACAGUCUAUGUAAACAGAUUGAUUACAUAGGCUAUUGUAAUAUUUAUAAGCUAUUAAUGGAUUGAAAAUGUGCAAAUGAGAGAAUCAGUCUUACUAUUGUGGCAUACUGUAUAACUGCAUCAGAGAUAUAAGAAACUAUAAAGGUAGGAAUGUAGUUCAUUUUCAUUGCCUUGAGUACUUUUUACUUAGCACUUUAACAUGAAAUGCAUUCAUUUCAUAUCAUUAUAUAAUAGUCUCAUCCCCUAAAAAUCACCUUUUGAGUCUAGUGUCCCUAUGACUCUAAUAUAACAUUGCUGAGCUGAUGAGUCAUGGGAAAGGUGAUAUGAAUUUUAUACCUCUGGCUUAAAUCUGGCAUAACAAGUUUCAUUUAAGUGUAUAUUUUUUUAAAAAAGGAGGCUUGUUCAUUUAAAGGAAUCAAAUAAGAGCUCUAAUUAGGCCUUUGUCAACACUCUGUCAUCCAAAUUGGUUUUUUUUUUAAGAUGAACAGUUGAAUCAUACAAUAGUAAGAUUUUUCCAUUUUGGGAAAAUAAUAUAAUUAGUAGUUUUGGGGGCAAUAAAAGUAAAUAGUUCAUCCCAAAAGAACAUAUGAAAUUAUAUAAAGAAUGAGAAGUUUACAUUCUAAUAUAUUGCAUAAUUCUAAGAUCUCCUGCAAUUCAGUCACCCCUCUAAAAAAUAUUUGUUCUUUUUUGAAGAGUACAAUUGAAGGCACAACAAAUUUGGCUAAAUACAUUUUUUUAAAAUGUUACUGUUUUAAGAAAUUGCAGGAUGUUGUGACCUUGCAAGAGCCACUUAGAUAUUGUGAUUAAAAGUAAUUUUUAAACUUGACUUCUAUUGCUCUAAGUGUUGCAUAUAAAUUAAGUAGACACAAUUUUAGGUCAAAUCAUAAAAACUCUUUUUUUCCUAUGGAUUUUUGGUCUUCAUUUCUAAUGAAUGAGACCUUGAGAUCUUUCUGCCUGUUCAGAAUCCAUGAAACUUUAAAAAACUUUGCCUCUUAACAUAUUUACUUGUGUGUGUGGGGGGGGGUGUAUUAACCCCUUGAGUGUACUAAUAAAUUAGUCCUUACUGACUAAUCAUGGUGUGGGCAUGAUUAAGAAGAAUGUUACAUGCACUCACUUAACCAGCCUAACUUUUGUUCCAGAGAGAGAUAACAAAUAAUGAAUUAUUUCUAUGCUAAGCAAAGAAUACUUACGCUUUCAGAAUCCCAUAGGGGAUUUUUUCCUAAAUGACAUUUUCUAAGCAUUGUAACAAAUGAGUGUGUAGUUUUGCUACACCUGAACAUAUAUAUAAUUUCCAAGUAAACUCUUAAGAUUAGCUGCUGAGUGGUGGCCUAUAGGUACAAAAUAUAAACCUCAGUUUUUAUUUGUAAAUUUUUGUUAUAGAUAAGCUAAUGCCUAGUUGGGAGGGACAGAGACAGAGAGACACUGAAUGAGACACAGCAUUGGCCCUCAAUUUUGAAGAUAAUACCAACGGCAAUGAGAUCCAAAUUUGCAUGUGUAGGUGUGACUAAAAAUACUAUGUAUGACCAACAGCUCAUUCUUCUCUUUGCAUGCCAAGAUUUUUCCUUUUCUAUGGUGAUAUGUUUGCUAUUUGCAACGCUCAUUGUUUUUAAAUUUAUCUCUUGGAAUCCCAUUUCUUCUUGAGGAGAGUAGACUUAUUCUAGUUGCCAAAUGCCAGGCUGAUCUUUUUCCUGCAGUUCUGAGUUGUUUGGUAGUGAUGCUUUCCUGUUUUAAAGAUGUUUUGUUUUUUUUCUUACCCCUGCUUGGUAUAUCCCAUUUCGGCUCGCCAUUCAGCAAUGCCUGUGGCUUUUUACUGGGCUGUAAUAAGCAUUGCCUCGGAAUGACUGUGACCCAGAAUUUCACUGUUCAUGAUUCUUCUGUCUUGACACCUGGAGUUCGUAUGACUCUUAGAUUACUCUGCUAAAAGUGUUUGGAAAGCCCAGCAAGACUCAUGGACUAUAUUUCUCUAUAUUAGGCUACAGAAAGCUUCUGUAGAAUCCCUGUAGAACGUCUUUAGCUCUAUUCUACGAAGAGACCUCAUUUUAAAACUUAUUUUUAUUAUUACUACUAUGAUAAUGAGCACUUUGUGCCAAGCAGUAUAUUAAGCAUGGAGGUGAGAACAAGAUGAUCAAAAAGAUAGUCUCUUAAGGGAAUAAAGGUAAGAGAAAACAAUAAUUACAAAUAAUUAUAAUAGUAAUGUAACAGUCCAAAAUAAUAUUAAACAAGUAGAUGAAUAAUUAUUAGUGGGGGACAGUCCUCAGGCUCCUCAUCCCUCCAGCAACAGUCCUUCUUUAGAUCAGAUUAGGGUUUCAGGAAAGGGAAAAAGCAGUAGGAAUGCAUAAAUCCUGAUCAGGGCAGGGAGGGUAAGAGGAAGUAUAUAUUGACACUAAGAAAAAAGGAAUUUUUUCAUAAGCUGUUACCUAAGAAAAAGCUUUUUAAAGAUUUUCAUAUCGCUAUUUAUGUGCUUAUAAUGUACUAAGGAUUAUCAUAUUUUUCGAUAUUGUUCAGUGUUUGGGUAAAUAACAUGUAAGGGAAAUUCUUUAGUGCUUCGAAUUUAUCUCAGUUAAUGCCGUUAACUACCUGUUAAGAACUCCAAAGAAUGUUAGAAGUGAAUUUGGAAAAGCCUGAAAUUCUGCGACUAUAUAUAGCUUUUCAAACAAAAUCAGAAUGAAGGGCAUCGUACAAGCCCUUAAAAGGCCAGAAGAGGCAUAACAAAUACCCAUAAUUACAGUGAAAAAUCAGUGUUUUGGGUGUUCUUUAAGUGAUAAACAUCAUCAUCUGUCAUGGGCGGUAUGAGCCCCUGAGGUCUUUCUGUAGCUCUCAAAACUUUGCCACUUGACAAUUCUCUCAGCUUCUAAAACUAAGUAGAGAGUGAAGGCAGGGCAGGUAAUAGAAAUGCUGAGCACAUUAAGGAGAAUACAUCCUAUAUUUAUAUCAUCGUCCUUUCUAACAUUGCUGAGAUGCCUUGGGGAUCUGGAACCUUGUUCCCUAAUCCCCUCCUGAGAGAAGGGGCAGAGAAGGAGCAGAAGGGGCAGAGAAGGAGAGUGAUUUAGUGUGGGGAAGAGAGGAGUCAGAAGCAGGAUAUCUUUCCCUCAUCAUGCACCACAUGUUUGUCGGGGUCCUGCUGCUAUCUCAAAAUCAAAAUUCAUAUCUCAUUAACAUGAAAGCUAGAUUUAAAGACAAUACUAGGUAAUCUUGGUUUAACUCUCUUGAUAUUAGUUUCUAAAGGGUCCAGGAAGAAAGUGAUUUAUGAAUUUCAAAUUCAUAAAUAAUUUCUGAAUGGGAACCAACAUUGGUGGGGUAUUUUUCAGCAACUUUAUUAAAAGAAAACAACACAAAAACAAAAUAUAAAUAUUCCAAAAACAACUCUACAAAACAGAAAAAUUAAACUGUCAUUUUCCAGGGCUUUCUACCAAAAUUUGAUUCCUGUCAUCAGGAAUGUCUGGUGGUAUGGUCUUCCGGUCCCAGUUCACUCUUCUGAUUUUUGGACCACUGCCAGAAUUGAAUGAAAAGUUGAGGUGAUCUUGCAGAUAGCUUAGGCACAAUAGUAAUAAUUAUGGUAUUUUGUUAUUAUAUGUCAAGCACUGUUCCUAGCAUUGGUAUAGAUACACCACCACAUGGGGCUUAGUCUGAGGAGGGAGAAUAUAUGUCUCCAAAUGAGUGCUUAGGACUGCCUGUCACACAGUAAGUGCUCAACAGAUUCCAUAAUAAUAAUCUAGAUAGCUUGAAUGAAGACCUGAUUAUUUUUCUUUUGGCCUGAGUCAUUGGGACGAUUUGCCUCGAUUGUUUAUGGCCAGUUGGUAGCAGCCUUUGCCUGUCUUAACUUAGAAUGAGGACAGGACUAUAGUUGAGAUGCCACCCAUACCAGCAACAUGCUGCGUUCCAGAUCUUCCAAGAGGCCCCUGAGCCCCAGUGAAGAUUGAGAGAGCCACCCAUACUGGAGGUAAUCUAAAUUUCUAAACACCCAGGGAUUUAUUAUGUAUCCACAUUACUAUGGAUAGUGAGAUCAGUGGAACAGAUGGCUGGUCACCCAACCAUCUAUUCACCUGGUAUGCCUCUUCUGAUGUACGAGCAAAUGGAUUUUGGUAUCCUUGUCCACGUCCAAUGUCUGGGCAGUAUGUGGUUAAUGACAUUGUACAAAUUUGCUUUUUUAUUUGAGUAAACACUCCUGUUCCAUAGGAAAAAUAAAAUCACUAGUGUGCAGUUUUAUAGCUUUUUGCUGUGACUCCACUAAAUGCUCCUAGGAUUGGCAAUGGGUCAGUUGCCGAGGUAUCGAAAUAUUGGAAACACGGCUGCAUUUUUUGAACACUCUGAGUAAAGAUUGUUUAACUGCUCAUUUUAAUGCAAGAUGAAAUUUGAUUAGGUAGACAGGGGAUGUCAUUUUGUUGGAAAGAAUUUAGUAAGAUGAUGAGUGCAAUGGAAGCAUUGUUAUCCCCCUCUACAGAUCUGCAGAAUAGAAAUUUCAUGGAGUUUGAAAUAACUAAAGUGGGAGAGGAAUGUUUUGUGUGGGAGUGGGGGAAUGACAGAUUGGAGUUUACUACUGAAGGAUUUAAAACUAGAAAUGUGGAAAAACAGUUUGUGAAUGGAGAUUUGCAUGGAGGUUACAUUUUUGUCAUUUUAUGAUGCAGUAUGCAGCUGGUGUUUGCUUUGUUUUUGCACUUUUUUCCACUGUCCAGUAUUAAAGUAUGAAAAUCAA
This is a messenger RNA of Ornithorhynchus anatinus (platypus), 10318 nucleotides long. RefSeq names its product synemin (gene SYNM). Gene Ontology annotation, molecular function: intermediate filament binding; structural constituent of cytoskeleton; vinculin binding. Gene Ontology annotation, biological process: fast-twitch skeletal muscle fiber contraction; intermediate filament cytoskeleton organization. The transcript has 4 exons. Gene Ontology annotation, cellular component: costamere; sarcolemma; neurofilament cytoskeleton. NCBI's taxonomy places the organism in Eukaryota, Metazoa, Chordata, Mammalia, Monotremata, Ornithorhynchidae. Bases 51 to 4997 code for a protein of 1648 amino acids. The record is from RefSeq and is a predicted model, not a curated record.